Cyprinus carpio (common carp) is the source of this 2526-nucleotide messenger RNA. RefSeq names its product ephrin-A3-like. Gene Ontology annotation, biological process: axon guidance; ephrin receptor signaling pathway. Lineage: Eukaryota; Metazoa; Chordata; Actinopteri; Cypriniformes; Cyprinidae. Gene Ontology annotation, cellular component: plasma membrane. The coding region runs from base 1 to 774 and encodes 257 amino acids. Gene Ontology annotation, molecular function: ephrin receptor binding. The transcript is spliced from 5 exons. The record is from RefSeq and is a predicted model, not a curated record.
AUGGUGCUAUUCAGUGAUCAAAGAAUCACGGCCAUAGCGGCAGAGGAAGGAGGAGAUAAAUCUACCACUAUUCCUCCAUUUUCCUAUCUGUCCAUAAGAAAAUCCAAAGAAUAUGACACUGAUGCCACUCGAAUAGCAAAAACACUGUACUCUUAUGGUAAUGUUUUGUUUGUUUCUCUUUUUCCCCUUCCUUCCUUCCUCUCUCUUUCUUUCAGCUUGCGGAGAGAGGGCUACACCGUACAAGUCAGCGUUAACGACUACCUGGACAUCUACUGUCCACACUACAACCAGAGUCAGCGGGGGGCGCUAGAGCGUGGUGUGGCUGAGCAGUACGUUCUCUAUAUGGUCAGUUACCGGGGCUAUCGCACCUGCGACCCGCAGAUGGGCUUCAAACGCUGGGAGUGCAACCGGCCGCAUGCCCCCCACACGCCAAUUAAAUUCUCGGAGAAAUUCCAACGUUACAGCGCCUUCUCGCUAGGCUAUGAAUUCAACGUGGGUCAUGAGUACUACUAUAUAUCCACACCAAUCCAUCACCAUGGACACAGCUGUUUAAGACUGCGGGUGUUUGUCUGCUGUUCUACAGCCUCUAAUGCAGAUGACGACUCUAACCAGAGUCCACCUGACUACACUGUCACACCCAAACUACAUGACAUUGACGAGUUUAACCCUGAGAUCCCUAAACUGGAGAAGAGCGUCAGCGGCAGCAGUCCGUCUGGAGACCGACUGUUAAUCACUGUGGCGACGCUUCUCCUCGCUGCUCUCCUCGUGUCCUAGCAACCGUCUCUCUCUCUCUCUCUCUCUCUGACAUUUCUGAGCCAGCAGUCCCGAGCGCUCCAAGAAAAAGAUCGUCUUUCGUUCAACCUGUGCGGGAGAUUAUCCAAUCAGAACAGAUUAACCACUAGUCGAGCCCUAAACGUGGGAGCUAAUUGUAGAUCUACCGCACCCAAAUAGUGGCCUUUGUCUCCACAAUUUUGGACCUUAUGAAUAAGGAUGACAUGCAUUGAUUUUAGAACUUGCCUUUGUGAUGGAACGUUCACUCUUCUCAAACAAAAAAAAAGUGAAUCCGGUUAGACAGUGAGGUCUCUGCCUCUAGCUAGGUCUGUUCUCAUCUUCAAUGAACCUAUCCAGACUGGGGCAGCUCUUGAAGUGGACAUUUUGGGAUUGACAUGAGCUCAAAUGCGUCAUAGUGGUCAGUGCUUUGACCGCUGGAUCUCAGCUGAGGGACUCAAGGAGUAUUGGAGACCUUUGAUCCUGUCUUAACAUUCUGUCACAACCCAUACCUAUGUGACUGCGAUAUGUGUCAGUAAUUGAUAGUUCUGCAGCAGAGAUCAAUAAAACUCAUUUGCCAGUCACUAAGUUCAGGUGUUAGGCUUAUGAAUCGUUCACAGAAAGGCACGGCUGCUGUUUCUGCUAGUCGCCGGGCUGGAGUCUCGUCUGCAAGCUGUAAUGCGAACGCUUUCCAUCUAGUUUCCUAGUUCCAUUGCUGAACUUGGAAACUAGAGGCACAUUUAUCGGUCAGAGACCAUCACUUUUGUACAUUGUGUGACCGAAAAAGUUUGGUCAUCAAGCAGCGCACAUAAUGAAAGAGAAUCGGACCGUCUGAACGGUAGAUGAUAGAUAGACUUCUGUUUGCUGUAAUAUGUACGUGUCAUCAUCGGGAGGUACUGGAUUGCCACUGAUUAGCAUAGUGGCCAUUUUUUAAGAGCGGUCAAGUCGUAAACUGCAAUUCGCUGUUUUAUAUCGAUGAAUUGCGAUGCAGAAGUAGUUUUUACCGUACAAAACAUAUUUAACUGCUCUUUGAGUAUGUUACUUUAUAUACUUAAUUUAUUGAGUUAUUUAUUGAUCAUUUGAUCCUUUUUUGAAACUUUGUGAGUUUUUGUCUGCUUUCUUGAGGGAUCUUUCCUCAUCUUUGCUAAUGCCAAAUUAUUUAGUUUGUUUUUGUUCAUUUCAUGGCCUUUAUUUCUGUUCAUGUGCCAGCAAAUUGAGUCACAACUCAUACAGUAGUUACAAAAAAAAAUCUUCAUCCAUUGCUCUCAGUUGAAAUAGGUGCAUUUUCUUCAUAAGGAGAGUCAUUAUUAUAGGACAGUGUCAGAUUGUUGUAGUCUAUAUUGGUGGGCGGGGCUGGGAGGGCAUUUAGGGAGGGGUUUCUCAAAAAGGGUGGGGCUUCAAUGCAGUAAUGGAAUGAGUAAGCAUUCCUCAGACCGCUGCAGACAAUGUCAAGAGUGAAUGUCUAUGUAAAUGUGUCUGCGUAUGUGUCUUAUGAGUGUGCACUUUACAAAGGGAUCGUAUGAAAGCGUGCGCGUUUUGGCAUUUUCAUAUGCAUUAAGAUACACAUUUGUAGGAUUUAAAUACUCAAGCUUGCGUGAGAGUUUGGCUGGUGAGAGCGGGGCGGGCGAGAACGAAAGCAUUUAUCAUUGUUGGAAACAACAGUACCAAUCGUGUUUACGUUAGAAUGAUUACAAACAUGUAAAUGAAUCAUGAAUGACAAUUACCAGAAUGAAACUUAAUAAACCAUUCUUAUUUUAA